AUGAUGGCAAAUUAUUGUCACUUAAAUGGGCAGAAGAAAAUAAAACUGGAUGGGCCAAAUGGAGAAAAGUUUCUUGAAGAAAUUUUGAGUGGAAUCAAACAAAAGGGACCUUGUAAGGGCAGAUCAGGUGGGAAAGGAAAUGCCACUUCCUCAAAGGCACAUAGUGCCUCACAGUCUCCACCUGUAACACUGGAACAAGAGGAUUUAAACUCAACGGCAUACCCUGCCUCCAUUUUACCACCACCAACACCACUUACAGAAACCAGCACAGAGUUAGAUCUAGAACUGCCAAAGGGAACACCACCACAACCCAUACCUCCUCAAGCACUGCACAGAAGACCACCACUGCCACAAUUAACACCACCAACUUCUUGAACCUUAACUCCACAAGUUAUUGACCACACUUAUCCAACCUUGUCACAGUCAACUACCACAUGCACCACUAAAGGAAGGAAAAAGAAAAAAUCCCAACCAUUGCCGACUUUAAUAUCGUGA
This is a messenger RNA of Stylophora pistillata, 495 nucleotides long. RefSeq lists its product as uncharacterized. The record is from RefSeq and is a predicted model, not a curated record. NCBI's taxonomy places the organism in Eukaryota, Metazoa, Cnidaria, Anthozoa, Scleractinia, Pocilloporidae.